Messenger RNA from Coccinella septempunctata (seven-spotted ladybird), 3938 nucleotides. RefSeq names its product putative ATP-dependent RNA helicase DHX57. Lineage: Eukaryota; Metazoa; Arthropoda; Insecta; Coleoptera; Coccinellidae. Bases 130 to 3855 code for a protein of 1241 amino acids. The transcript is spliced from 13 exons. Gene Ontology annotation, molecular function: metal ion binding; ATP binding; RNA binding. Gene Ontology annotation, cellular component: intracellular anatomical structure. The record is from RefSeq and is a predicted model, not a curated record.
GUCAUUACUGACAGUAGGUUUUGUAACCUCACUCUUUAUAUACCAAAAUUCCAAAAUUUUAAAUUAAAUUCAAAUAUAUUUGUGUUCAAUACUAAGUAUUUCAGCUCUGCCCCAGCUAAAGACAGAAAAAUGGAUUCAGAAUCAGCAAUCAAUACGGCUGAUUUACUCCUUCGUCAAGUUGCAGAAGUUAAAAUAUCAUCUGGUGCACCCGUAAAAAAAUUCCCUGUUGUCAAGGAAGAGUUGCAGUUCUUACAUUUAGAUGAAAUAUCUCAAGAAAAGGUGUUGGAUACAUUGAAAUAUGUUUAUGGCCAAGAUUUCAAGUUGAAAGAUAUAUCAGCAUAUCAAGAUGUAAACUCUAAUCUAGGAAAAAAGUUUUGGGUUGGUCAAGGGACUCUUGUGGUAAAGGGUGGCUGCGAUUUUUCCAAAACUGUUGAUACUGCUGUUCAUGAGACAGACCGACUCAAACAGUUUGCCCUUUUCAGACUAGAAAGUUAUGGGUUUCAUAAAAAUCAUUGUAUAGAAGCAUUAGACUACUGCUCAGGAAAUAUAGAAGACUGUUUAUACCUAUUAUACUGCAAGUAUUUAAACUUACCAUACCCUUUUUCCCAUCAUAGUUCAGAUUGUACUGAUGAGGAACUGCAAGAGCAGAGAACAGAUGAAAAGAGUUCUUUAGAAUCAAUAUAUGAAAACUCCUUCAGAGAAAAAGUGAAAAAUAGUGUAUGGAUCCUAGAAUUAAAAUUAGAUUAUUUGGUAAACCUCUUUCAAAAAAAUAAGGAAAAAUUGCCAAAGAAAAUUUUGCAACAGAAAGUAAAAAAAAAAGAAAAGUGCAAAUUUCUCAUCAGGGGCCAAUGCAAAUUUGGAGAUAAGUGCAGAUUUUCACAUGAAGUGGAAGAAGAUAAAAAAGAUGUGGAAGUAAAUAAUAUUUUUGAAUUAGAAGUGAGAUUUCCUCCCAAUAGUAAAUAUCCAUUUGAGCCCCCUUUAAUUUUUAUUAGGAAAAAUGAUAUUCUUCCCCCUUUAGUGAACCUUAAAAUAUGUAGCAGAUUAUUUGAAGAAGCUAAUUCUUAUGCAAAAGAUGGCAUUCCUUCUGUGUAUUCCAUCACGGAACUCCUGCAAAACUCAGAAGAAAUUACAGAACAUCUUAAGAAAGAUUGCAGUUUCUUGAAUCCAAAAGUUAAACUGUUUGAGGAGAUAAAAGCAGUGAAAACAUUCAAUCAAAAAAGCUCACAUUAUCGGAAAGGUCUGACAAAUAAAGAUAACAAAAGAAACUACAGUAAAGAUGAAACAUUGCUUGAAAAUAAGAAUAUAGUGGAGAGGUUCCAAACAAAGGUAGAUACAGAAGAAUAUAAAGUAAUGUUGUCUUCCAGAAGAAAAUUACCUGUUUGGAAUUAUAUGAAUGACAUUUUGAAUACCUUAGAAAGUUCUCAGGUAACCAUCAUAAGUGGGGAAACAGGUUGUGGAAAAAGCACCCAAAUACCGCAGUAUAUUCUUGAUGAUUGGAUCAUCAAAUUUAGUUCAGAAUCUAAAAGGAAUAUAAAUAUAAUUUGUACACAACCUAGGCGGAUAUCCGCAAUAGGAGUAGCAGAGAGAGUGGCACAAGAGAGGUUGGAAAAAGUAGGUAAUACUGUUGGUUAUCAGAUUAGAUUGGAGAGCAAAACAUCAGCAAGUACUAGGCUGAUGUUUUGUACUACAGGUAUUUUACUUAGGAGGCUGGAGAGUGAUCCUCUAAUGCCAGAAGUUACCCAUAUAGUUGUAGAUGAAGUACAUGAAAGGAGUGAGGAAAGUGAUUUUCUUUUGAUGAUUCUUAGAGACAUGCUUUCUCUGAGGCCAGAUUUGAAAAUCAUCUUGAUGAGUGCUACACUCAAUGCAGAUUUAUUUGCUUCUUAUUUUGGAAGUGUUCCUAUAAUCAAAGUGCCUGGUAGAACUUUUCCUGUUGAACAGUUCUUCUUAGAAGAUAUUUUUGAAAGCAUCCAUUAUGUUCUUGAAGAAGGAUCAGAAUAUUCCAGGAAAAUAUCGAAAGACGAUGACUAUUUGGAGAGUCAAUUGGAAUCCGCAGAGGUUAUGUUUACAUCAGAAAAACCACGAAAUGCCUUGAAAGAUGAAAAUUUGACUUUCAGACAGAUCUGUACAAGAUAUCAGGGAUAUUCCAAACUGGCAUGUAAAAAUCUUUUUUUGAUGGACCCUGAAAAAAUUAACAAUGACCUCAUUGAAUAUUUACUCAGUUGGAUUGUAUCAGGAGAUCAUGACUUCCCAAAAACAGGAACUAUACUUGUUUUUCUACCAGGAAUAGCAGAAAUAACAAGCCUUCAUGACCAGCUGAAAGAUAAUCCAGAUUUUGGUUCAAGAACCAAGAAGUUCUUGCUGUUGCCACUACAUUCAUCCCUGACUAGCGAAGAGCAGGCAGCUAUAUUCAUAAAACCAAAAUAUGGCGUAAGGAAGAUCGUACUUUCCACAAACCUCGCAGAGACGUCAAUUACCAUAGACGACUGUGUUUUUGUUAUUGAUUCGGGCAAGAUGAAAGAGAAACAUUUCGAUCCCAACAGGAACAUGGAAAGUUUAGAGACUACUUGGGUUACUAGGGCAAACGCCCUUCAAAGGAAAGGUAGGGCCGGGAGAGUUAUGCCAGGAGUUUGUUUUCACCUAUACACUGGCCAUAGAUACAGCCAUCAUUUCCUUGGACAGCCAAUACCGGAGAUACACAGGGUUCCACUGGAACAGCUCAUUUUGAAUAUCAAACUAUUACAGGUGUUCGAGGAGAAGGAUGUUAAACAAGUCCUGGGUUCCUUCAUUGAGCCGCCAUCUGAAGAAAGUAUAGAUUCCUCGAUUUCGAGAUUACAGAGUGUUGGAGCUCUAGAUAAAAAAAUCGAAUUGACCGCUCUAGGGCAGCAUCUGGCAAGUUUGCCGGUUGAUGUCAGAAUUGGUAAACUUUUGCUAUUCGGAGCGAUCUUCUCCUGCAUAGACGCUGCACUUACCAUGGCGGCCUGUUUGAGCUUCAAGAGUCCGUUUUUGAAUCCUUUUGGAAAACGGGACCAAGCGAAUGCGAAAAAAAUGAAUUUUGCUAGUGGCUUCAGCGACCAGAUCACGGUGUACACGGCAUAUAAGAAGUGGCUGCAAGUGUACAAGAAAAGCACAGCAGGAGGGAGAAACUAUGCAAAUGAGAAUUUUCUAUCUUUCAGAACAUUAAUAUCGAUAGCGGAUAUAAAGUACCAGUUCCUAGAAUUGCUAGUAGAUAUCGGAUUUAUCAGCGUUGAUUUGAAUAAGAGAAGGAAAAUGGGCGAAGAUAUAAUUGCUCAAGUUACAGGACAAGAAUUCAAUAGGCAUUGCGAGAAUUACAGACUACUUUCAUCAGUUAUCUGCGCUGCGCUUUAUCCAAACGUUGUGAAAGUGUUAACUCCUCCAAAAUCUUACAUAAUGAGUGCUGCUGGAGCAAUACCAAAAGAAGUACAGGCCAAAGAUCUCCAAUUUGCAACUGUCCAAGAAAAGGUUUUCAUGCAUCCUAGUUCUAUCAACUAUAAGCUUGGCAAUUUCCCAAGCCCUUAUCUGGUGUACCAAGAAAAGGUGCGGACAAGCAAGGUGUUCUUUAGAGAUUGUUCCGUUAUCCCACUAAUGUCAUUGGUUUUGUUCACUGGAUUCGAUUUGGACAUCAGAAUUCAUAACGGUUCGACAUUCAUUUCCUUGGAAAAUGGCUGGAUACUCUUACAAGUUGAGGAACAUCAGGUUGCGGAGAUGGUGAAGCUGAUAAGAUUAGAGCUCUUUGAUAUCCUUGAAGAGAAAAUAAGGGAUCCCCUGCUUAAUUUGCAGCAUAAUGAAAGAAGCAACAGAAUAAUUUCAACUAUUCUCCAUUUGAUUUCAGCAUGACUUGUUGACUUAAUUUAUUUUAACAGAGUUUUUUUGUGUACAAUAUGAAUCGGUUUUAUGCAAAAUAUAUUCAUAUGUUUCUA